This is a messenger RNA of Toxoplasma gondii ME49, 2447 nucleotides long. Its product is annotated as Toxoplasma gondii family A protein. NCBI's taxonomy places the organism in Eukaryota, Apicomplexa, Conoidasida, Eucoccidiorida, Sarcocystidae. The record is from RefSeq and is a predicted model, not a curated record. The coding region runs from base 1 to 1296 and encodes 431 amino acids. The transcript has a single exon.
AUGGAGCAUCAGGCGCUCCGUGCCGUGCUGCUGACAUUCCUCGUGGCGACCGUGGUGCCCUGCGCCGCGUCUGACGCCAAUGGACCAGAACGUGAACCGGACUUCAUUGUAACCAUUGGACCCAAAGGCGUGGAGGAAAAUACUCAACAGGUGUUUUUUCUCGGCCCUUCCGCAACUCUCCGUGUGGCUGACGAGAGCGGUAAAGCCAUCUUUCUGCCGCAACCGGCAUCGCCUGACCAGGAUACGGAGCCAAGCUACAAUCUUGCUUAUGUGUAUGAGAAUGGUCACUGCAAUUUUGAAAAGAUACUCUCGUACAAAGACGCUUUUCCUGGUUUCCCGCGGCAAGGGUGGGUCCGUACUGUGUCUAACGGGAGCACUCUCGGUAAGUCGCCUGGGAACAGUUUUCCGAUCUACACAUUCACGAAUCCUCCUGCUGAGUAUUUGACAGGAGUAGUCAGUUUUUGUGUUAGGUUUACAGCGCCCUUCGCAGUGACAACCACCACAACCAUGUCACCGACAACAGCAACAGUGACACCUACCUUUCCCGCAACACCCACUCACGAUGAUUCGGCUCCGUCAACUGAGAGUGGAGGCUCAUCAUCUCAGGGCGGUGACAGUGAAUCUGCGCUUCCUGGGGCUGGUGGCGGUGGAGUGUCACCAGAAGAGCCCCAUGGCGAUGCUGCCCCACCGUCUGCGCCCGAUGGAGAUGGUGGCUCAUCAAGCUCAGGCGAAAACAGUCAACCGCAACAAACUCCGACAUUGCCGCCGCAAGCCGACAACGGAGACGGGACGCCCAGCGGUUCAGAAGACAGCCAGAAUUCGCCUGAAGACAACGCCGAGGGAGCGGAGGGAGGCGGUGACGAUGGUUCUGCUGGCUCCUCGCAAGGGGAAACUGGCCCAUCCGGGCAGCAGACACAGACUGAUAGCCCUGACAUUCAGUCAACCUCCUCGGGUGACGAACCUGCUAAAAACGAACUCCCACAAGGCGUGACGAAUAAUGUGUCUCCCACCCCAUCAGACGUCUCAGUGACUUCUCCUGGAAAAGACCAAGAACAGAUUCAAGCUUCCGGGUCACUAACGCUGGAAGCCGGAUCUGUCGAUAUUUCUGCACAGGGCAGUGAUGUUGCUGCAGGCGGCGCACGAUUGAGGCGGCUCUCUGAUACAGACGUCUCAACAGAGAAAUAUCUUACAAUUGUCGUGCACUCCGCUGCUUGGUGUUUGUCAGCGGGGUCACUGGGGUUGUCAGCUGCUGUAUUGUCCAUGACAGGAGCGCUUCUGUCCAGCGUUUCAGUCUGAGGCGUAAUAACGGGUGCACAUUAUAUCGACUGUCAAGCCCAGUGGUGUAUACAAACAAAACCAGGUUUCACUGGGGAGUGUCAGGUACCAUUCAUCAACCUACCAAGCAGCAGGUAGCCUGAAUCCUUACGGAGAAGGCUAAAGCGAUCUCGUUCAAUAUGCCUGCCUUUGCGUUUUCGGAACUCAUCACCUGUCUCAAACAACCUAUGUUCUUUUAGACGCCAGUCGGGGAACAGAAAAUCAGUCGACAAAUUACUGAAUGAUUGCAACUUCAACACCGUUGCCGACAUGCGAGAAAUGCUGCAGCGAGUGUGAGAUACUGUAUACUCAUAGCUAAUGUUAGUGUGAGUUUUUCUACACCGACUGAUUCGUCUAAUCCCUCAUUAACUCACCAGUGCUGACGAAGAUGACAAUAUUACCUCAUGGCGUUGCCUUGGAAUGAUUUUGAAGCUUUUGUUGAAUGCUAAGCGGUGGGAAGGGGUCACUCAAGGCCGUGUAGCUCUCUACUUCAAGUAGCUUAACAGGGAGAAAUACUGGGCGUACAACGUGUUCGACAGGUUUUCUCAUGGCAGCGGCUCUGCUGCAGACCAGUGGCCAUUGUGUGAGCGCACGCUGCUGCCAAGACACACAUUUUCAGAUACGUGUUCCAUGUUGCAUGCAGUUUUUUUGAAUGCUGAACGUUGUGACCUUCGGAUCACACUCUAUCUUUUCCUGCGUCGUUCUAAACCAAAGCGAUCUGUCAUCGCUCUCCAUACUCGCCUUAUCUGUUGGGCAGUGUGAGCAACUCUGCCAGACCUGCGACGAUUUAGGCAUGCCGGAACAACCGCUCUCUUUCUUGCCAUUGGGUGGCGUCCUUGGUCCGCCGCAAUACAUCAUGUUGGCGCGUGGAGCACUGACGGUUACAGUCGCAACUUUGUUGAGUAAAUGAGUUGGAAUGAUCACGACCAGUCGGCAAGGCCUUCGUCCGAUUAGAACUCUGCAUGUAUUCACAUAUGCGAGAAACUCACCUUCUUCCGACAAACUGGCCAGAAGCCUCAGCCGCUCUGUCAGCGAUGUCACGAACUUGCAUUGACUGUUCAGUGCUUUCUCCACUGAGCAAUUCUGACUACGAAAAUCAUGUGAAACCAUCACGUUUCGGGUUUCUGAAGCGC